Klebsormidium nitens is the source of this 1095-nucleotide messenger RNA. The record is from the annotation of a GenBank genome assembly. NCBI's taxonomy places the organism in Eukaryota, Viridiplantae, Streptophyta, Klebsormidiophyceae, Klebsormidiales, Klebsormidiaceae.
AUGAACCUUGUCACGAAUGGGGUCCAGCUGAAAUCUCCUGGCAAGACACCCACGGUCCGAGAGGCACCAUUCCUAGAGAUCAUCACCGACCUGAGCUGGAGUCUGAAGAUCAAAACCAAAGACUUUAACGACUCUUUUGGAGCAAAGACUCUUGCAGAACAAUGCUCAGAACUUCAGUGGCCUCCAUGCUGCGUCUCCCCAAACACCUUCAGGGACAGCUCAUUCGGCUUCUUCGCAAGCUUCGAGGAGUGGAUGCAGACUUACGGUCAGCCGUUAGACGACGUCGACUGGGAAGGCAGAGACUCCGAAGCGCGCGAGCGCGCGGCACGGAAAUUUCAGGAGGCUAUGAGCAGUCCGCAGUGUCAAGCACAUCAUGAAAGAUACCUGGAAGAUCUUGGUCUCGGCGGUGAAUCGGAGCUGCAGCCAGUCAUUCCCGGAACAGACUGCUUCAACCCUGUGCUCGAGAACUUCUGGAAGCCCUGGGCCAAGUCCGUUCUUUUUCCCGGAGCUUUCCGUCCGGACAUCGUCGACGCUCCGGGCGCCCUCGCCGCGUGUUUCCUGCAGCAGGCUGUGCGCGAGCACCUGUGCUGGUCCGUUCCGACGCUGCCCAUUCUUCGCUGCAUGAUCAAUUUCGCUCCGGAAGGCCGGAUCCUGGACGUCGCCGCGGGAAGCGGUUACUGGAGUGCGCUCCUGGCCGGCCUCGGGGCGGACGUGUUGGCAAUCGACAAUUUCUCUUGGUGGCAAAAGCGGCGCGUGAACGGCGGAUCGGUGAACGGAACGGAAAGCUCAUCAGGCAAAGAAGGCAUACCUCUUCCGACGCCCUUCUACUACGACAUCGAGGAGGCGGAUGCCGUUGAGUUCAUCAAAGCUGGCAAAGCGGAGGGACGCGCGCUCUUCUUCAGCUGGCCGUUCAAUGUGAUGCAAUGCCUGGAGCACUACACUGGGGACACCGUCUUUUGGAUCGGAGAAGGAUCUACAGACGACAUCAUGCCGUGGGCUGAUGAGUGGCUUGAGGUGCACCGGGUCGAGAUUCCGCAAUGGUUCAGCCUUCACGAUGAAUUUGUUGUCUACAAGAGAAAAGGAAGCUUUUCUUAG